UUUGCCCCCCUCCUCGAGCCGGAAAAUGAAGCAAUCUCCCUUCUGGAUGUUUUUCUCUCUCUGUCUCUCUGUUUCCCUGGGAGGAGGAGGAGGAGGAGGAGAAGAAGGGGCUCCUAGCAGCAGGGAGCCCUUCUGCUGCAACAUUGCUUCCUCUCCUCCUUCCUCUCCUUCUUCCCAGUGAAAGAGAACAUUGUUUCUUCUCCUUUGCCACUCUUAGCCUCUCCAGCUGAUCAAGGGAGCCAGCCCUCCAUUGCAAUCCAGGGAAAAGGGGGCUCCAGUGUUUUUUUUUUGGGGGGGGGAUCCUGGGGAUGAUGUCCCAUGAGAGGAGUGAGAGACCCCCCAACCCUGAGCCACCCCCUGCUACUGUCUACGUCCUCCUGGAGGACCCAAGAUCCUCAGAGGCCAUCCAACUCCUCAGCCUCAACUCCGUGCUUCCAGAGUCUGGGAUUGUGGCCGACAUUGACUUGGAGAAUAUUCUCUCACUGAACAACGACAGCUUCUACGAACUCAAGAGCCAGCCCAUUGGUGUCAGCCCGCCGAGUGCCCCAGCCCAAGGUCCCAGCAUGUCGUCCCGGGUGCUUCUUCGCCAGCAGCUGAUGCGGGCACAGACUCAAGAGCAAGAGCGCCGGGAGCAACAGCAGGCCGCUCAGUUCACUUCCACGCCCCCUGCACCUUCCACACCUGCAAUUUCUGUGAGCCCACUGGCACGUCCUGCACCUGCCCAGGUCCCUGUGGAAGUACUGAAGGUUCAGACUCACUUGGAGAACCCCACGAAGUACCACAUUCAGCAAGCACAGAGGCAGCAGGUCAAGCAGUACCUCUCCACUGCCAUGGGCAACAAGAUGGCAACCCAGGCCUUAGCUGGGGCUAGCCCAGGAGCACCAUCCUGCUCCCCACAGGCAGCGUCAGCUCCUGAGUCCCAGCAUGGCUUGGCUCAGCAGCAGCAGCAGGGAGUGGCAGGUGGGACAGGGAGUGCCCCCAAUAGUCCCAUGGCUAUGCUGAACAUUGGCUCCAGCUCUGAGAAAGAGAUUGAUGAUGUCAUUGAUGAAAUCAUCAGCCUAGAAUCCAGCUACAAUGAUUACAGUGGUCUGCAGAUGCCCAGCACACUGCCUGUCUCUGGAAACCUCCUGGAUGUAUACAGCAACCAAGGAAUGAUGGAGCCAGUUGUCACUGUCAGCAACUCUUGUCCGGCUGACUUGCCCAAUAUCAAGAGAGAGAUGUCAGAAAAUGAAGCCAAAGCAUUUCUGAAGGAGAGACAGAAGAAGGAUAACCAUAAUCUCAUUGAGCGGCGGAGAAGGUUCAACAUUAAUGACAGAAUCAAAGAACUGGGGACCCUCAUUCCAAAAUCAAAUGAUCCGGAGAUGCGUUGGAACAAAGGAACCAUCCUGAAGGCUUCAGUGGACUAUAUCCGGAAGCUGCAGAAAGAGCAGCAGCGCUCCAAGGAGAUGGAGAUCCGACAGCGGAAGCUGGAGCAGGCCAACCGCAGUCUUCAGCUGCGAGUGCAGGAGCUGGAACUCCAGGUCCAGAUGCAUGGCUUGCCUUUGACAUCAACACAGGGACUGCUGACACAGUCCUUGGGCGGAGACACAGUUCCCCCCUUCACAGAUACAUUGGAUCUGCCCUUCUCAGCUGAAGAACUAGGGCUAGGCCUUGCACUGGGAUCAGACGUGGCUGGUCUCCAGGAUGUUCUCAUGGACGAUGGGACUGCUCUAUCCCCGCUUGGCGCUUCUGACCCACUACUUUCCUCUGUCUCACUGGUGCCUCCAAAGGCAGCAGCCGCCGUUCCAGUUUCAGCAUGGAAGACGAUUCGUGAUGGCAGCACGUGGGACUUUGGCAGCCGGAAAGGAGGAGCCGCUAAAGCUCCGGUCCUUACACACCUGGCUCCUACUCUGCCCAGACUUCCCCUCUGGUCCCAAAGGGUCUCAAAUGGGGGAGGCUCAUCCCUUCUGCUGGUAUAGGCCCAUGCCCCUUCCGAAGUACCACCUCUUUCCUUAACAUUCUGUAUUUUAAAGUGUUAACUUUCUGCCCCUUCAAUCAGGGGGCAGAAGGGAUAGUGUGGAUUCAAUUUCCUCCCAUGGGAAAGUUGGCUUGCCGAGCUGUUGGAUACCAAAUCUCCCCGGAAAGCACCAGAAAUAGGUUAUCCCUUAACAAAGUGUGGGGCCCUAAACCGUUUAUAGUCAGCAAGGUUCAGAGAUGUUAGGAAGAGUUAGAUCUCUAUGCAUUUCCCUAACCCUGCCCUGUUUUAAAACUAGUAGGGUGUUCCUGUAUCACUGUGUGAGGAGUGUAUCGCCACCUGCUUUGGUUUGCUCACUCCAGCCCUUGCUUUAUAUAUUCUUGCACCUUCAAUGUAUAUAAUUUGGGAAGUUGGUAUGAGCAGGGAAGGAGGAAAGUAGCCUCUUUUUAAGAGCUUUUGCAGUACAGAGCCUUGUCCUCCUCUUCCUCCUUCCUUUUUUUUUAAAUGAGCUUUAUUUUAUAGAUAUUGGACUUGUUAAAAAUAUUGUAAAUCUAACCCUUCUACUGCUCUCAUUUUAAAUAUAAGGGUUCACCAAACUGAUGCUUAAACAUUUGGUGAAGCCUUCAUGUUUUAAUUUUGGUUCCCCCCCCCCCCCCCAGUUUUGUUCAGAUCUGGCUGAAAGAAAACCUGAUUUAUGUCUCUCGUGUUUUCUUUGUGGGCAAAGGAAUAAGGGAGAGGAAAAUAGAGAAAUAAUUCUCUUGCACUUGCUUUUAUAUUCAUUUAAAUCUUAAGAGUCAUAACUGCUCAAUAGGAUUUAACUGUCACCUCUCCUUUGGUUUUUUUUAUAAAUUAAAUAUCUCUUUCUUUUUAAUAUAUAUAUGAUGUUAUAAUCAAUUUUUAAAUAGCAUUUUUUGCAUAUUACAUGGACCUAAAGAGAAAAAAGCUGUACUGACUGUACUGUUUAUUGAAUCUACUAGCCUUCGAUUGCACCUGAGUUUUGUUUGGUAUAGGAGGGUGUUGUAAUUGCUGCAAAGACAAUCAUUUGGUCUCUACUGUAGGCCUUGCCACUUUGUGUGAAUGCUGUCAGACAGAAAUGGGCACCUGGAAGCAGUUUGUUUUUCUUGCAAAAGGUUACAUGAAACUCAAACUCUUUAAGAACUGAGCGCUGUUGGAUGUUCACACAUCUCUGUUGUUGGAUGUCUACACUGGGUUAGAGCGAAGGGAAAGAUAAUUGGCCUCUGCCCUUCAGGUCAUAUAAUUUGAAUCUGCAAAUUGCUGCCAGGAGGUGGUUGAGCUAGGAUGGUACAACUUCACCCAUUUGACCACAUGAUAAUGUAGGUUUGUAAUUGGAAAGAUGCGGAGAAUCUCACUCUUACCUGGAUGCCUGUUGAGCAGGAAGUGAGAAGACGGGAGUGGGUAUCAAUCAUGUUGUUUCAGCAUGUCUUGCUAUUAAGAAGAAAGGAUUGCGAGUUGAAAAAAGAAAGGUUAGGCAAGUGGUUGUAGAUCUUGAAGUACUAGGACCAGGCUUCAUUAAUAAAGCAUUGUAUCAAUGUAGUGUUCAGGGGAUGAUAGGGGGGAGCAUUUCAGAAUGAGGGAAAGGACUGGUUUUCCUGUUUUGGAUUUUAUGCCCUCAUGACCCAGACACCACUUUCUGUCCUUUUUACUUUGUAUGUUUAAACAUUCCCAUUACUGAUAAUAGAAGCUUCUGAACAAAUAAACCCACGAUGAUCAUUUUCUAUA
Sceloporus undulatus (fence lizard) is the source of this 3694-nucleotide messenger RNA. RefSeq names its product transcription factor binding to IGHM enhancer 3 (gene TFE3). Gene Ontology annotation, cellular component: nucleus. The record is from RefSeq and is a predicted model, not a curated record. Gene Ontology annotation, biological process: positive regulation of DNA-templated transcription; regulation of transcription by RNA polymerase II; humoral immune response. Gene Ontology annotation, molecular function: DNA-binding transcription factor activity, RNA polymerase II-specific; protein dimerization activity; RNA polymerase II cis-regulatory region sequence-specific DNA binding. Lineage: Eukaryota; Metazoa; Chordata; Lepidosauria; Squamata; Phrynosomatidae.